Molecule: messenger RNA, 1040 nt
Organism: Dicentrarchus labrax (European seabass)
Lineage: Eukaryota; Metazoa; Chordata; Actinopteri; Moronidae
Gene: mrpl30
Product: mitochondrial ribosomal protein L30
Exons: 5
Coding region: 301-783 (160 amino acids)
Biological process (GO): translation
Cellular component (GO): mitochondrion; large ribosomal subunit
Molecular function (GO): structural constituent of ribosome
Source: RefSeq, a predicted model, not a curated record
CACUUUAGAUGUGACUCCUUGACGCUUCCGGUGGAGACUUCCAUGGAGGGCUCUGACGACACCAGCGUCACCAUCCAUUUAUCUGUUGUUCCUCAGCUCCUGGGUUAAUGUUUGUUGUUUGUGGGUUAAUUAGGUGAAUGCGAAUACAGUUACUUGUGUUUGUUUGUUUGUUUUUAUAACGGUUGGUUCCGUUUGACUCACGCGCUCGUCCUGUAACCUUGGCGUGCACGAGUGUGUGUGUACGUGAGGAGGAGUCGGUGAGGAGGAGUCGGUGAGGAGCAACAUACCGGGAUAUAAAACAUGUCGGUCAUCUGUCGCGGGUUGAACUCUUCAUCAGUGAAGAUCCUGACAGAAGCCACACUUUUGCCACCUUGCCCGUGGUUUAUGUCUGCACGCAGCAAAUUCAGCAAAGCAAGAGUCCCGAAAGAGCUUUUUGUCGAGCGAUCAAAAGAACACGAGAGAUAUGGGGGAGAUCCAGACCAGCCUCAUAAACUGCAUAUAGUGACACGAGUCAAAAGUGUGAUGCGAAGACCGUACUGGGAGAAAGAGAUGGUGAAACACCUCGGGCUUGAAAAGGGUCACACACCUGUAAUACACAAAAAUACACCUGCGGUCAAUAACCAACUGAAAUUUGUGAAGCACCUUGUAAGGAUCCAGCCGCUGAAGACUCCCUAUGGACUUCCUGCUGAAGAGGACAUGGCGGACUCCUACAUUAACAGCAAGGGAGAGUUGAUUGUUCGCCGCCUCCUCCAACCUGUGGACCCCAAGGCUAUCGACUCUUAGUUCCACUUUCAAUCGUAUUAAUUGAUAGUCCCAGUGUUUAUAAAUAUUAUGGAAGAUCCUUAGUGUCUGUGUUAGUUAUCCAGGCACGUUGGUUUAUUUUUUUCUGCCCAUCAAUAAACGCCACCAACUUAUCAGUCACGCAUGCAGCUGUUACAAUUGACAAAUUGUAAUCUGUUUUCCAUGAUAAACAGGUGAUGGUUCUGUUUAUUAAACAUGGCUUAUGAUAACAUAAAAUAAACAUUUUGAAAUUAGUAAAA